CGCGGGGCCCGCGUGUCAUCGUAACGACGGUCUCCGAGGCACUAUCCGCGAAGUCCAAACCAUCCGCCUCCGCCACCGCCGGCUGCACACUCGCCGAGCAGCCGCUCACCGAUCGAGAGCAUGCAGCCGCCGUGCCUGGGCGCGUGCGGGGGCAGCCCCGCCGUCCUGGGCGCCAGCGCCCACUGCCAGCGCCCCUCCACCUCUACCAGGGUUACCGUCCGGUGCGCCGCCCGGGGCGGGAGGGCGUCGUCCAGGGGGAAGGAGAACGUCUGGAGCGUAGACAACGAACGCGCCGCCGAGCAGAAGUCUCGGUCCCAAAAGAGUCACCGCGGGCGGAGGCGCCCGGCCGGCCGCAGCAGGCCGCCCCCGCCGCCGAGGAGGAGGAAGGAGAAUGACGCGGGCUCGAGGGUUCUGGUCUCCGGUGCCAUGCUGGUGGAGGUCGAGACCGUGCUCCAGACCCAGGAAUCUGUAUUAAGGCCUUCCUGGGAUACAUUUGCGAGUAGCUUAAGUGGCGUAUGGAAGGGUGUCGGAGCUGUGUUCUCACCAAUCACAGCAGAGAUGGAACCUGUUGGACUAGGAAGCAAACAGGAGUAUCUUUAUGAUUGCUACACCCUUUCUCUCAUUGAGAAGUCGUAUGAUAGUGGUCAUGGAACCGAGAUCCGAAGGAAGACAAAUUGGGUGCAACUCAAUCCUCACGGGGAAGCUGAGAAGCAGAGUGCCAGCGAUGAUGAAUGGAAUCAUGGUAGCUCAAGUGGGACUGUUGAUUUACCUGCACAUGAAUAUUUUGAUCUUAAAAAGAGCGAUGUACUCGAUGAAGAUGUUAUGAUUGAAGAACCAGGGAUUGUAUUUUUUGAGGAUGGAUCAUACUCUAGAGGUCCACUCGAUAUCGAAAUCGGUGAAUAUGAUGAAUCUAAAUACUUCCUUUCACCAACGUAUCAGUUUGAGCAAAGUUUGGUCAAAGGAUGCCACAAAAGACUGCGUAUUGUGCAUACCAUUGAAUUCAGUGAAGGAGGAGCGAAUAUACAAACUGUAAGGGUUGCUGUGUAUGAAGAAAAAUGGGCUAGCCCAGCAAAUAUCCAUGUUGAAGAUAAUACCCCUGUUGACGUCAGUCCUUUCUCUCAAAGAAAGCGGACAAAACCAUCAGAACUGACAGGCCCCUGGAAAGUAUAUGAAGUCAGUGCAACACCAAUUUUCAGCGAGAAAGUGAAAGAAAUAGAGGGUGGAGCCGCCUUUGUAUACUUGUGCAUGGAGACCAUGAAGAAGAGAAGCUUGCCAGAGAGCUCUGUUUUCUUCGGGGAGGAGGAGAUGCUCGAUAUGCAAGACGUGACUAUACUUUGGUUGCCUGGAGGCGUCACCGCCUAUGUUGACGUAGAUAAAGACGGUAUACUCUGCAUCGGAGUUAGUUGGUACUCGGAGGAAGGGAUUAAUCUGGUGAUGGAGAGAGAUUAUGGAACCGAUGGGAAGCUCAGGGAGGUUCGGACAAAAACUGAAAUCAAGCGCAGGUGGAAUCAACCACUCCCACCAUAGUUCAAAGAAAUCACUACGCCACUUUAAGCUUUCUGUUUGUAGUAACAUCUGUUUCUGGAUAUUAGUAUAGGAGCAAUAAUGUCUAUGGAUGUGUGAGUUCCAAUAAAAUAGUGCUCCAGUUGAUGUACUCCAUCAUAGAUCAGUUGUAAAACCUUUUGCCUCUGUUGAAUGCGCAGGCUUCGGUUUCAUCAG
Molecule: messenger RNA, 1719 nt
Organism: Triticum dicoccoides
Lineage: Eukaryota; Viridiplantae; Streptophyta; Magnoliopsida; Poales; Poaceae
Exons: 5
Coding region: 121-1527 (468 amino acids)
Source: RefSeq, a predicted model, not a curated record